AUGGAGCAAACGCCGGCCGGCCGCACGCGCGCCGCGCUGGCCGAGAUCCCGUUCCGCCUGGACCGCCUGCGCGUGUCCCCUCCCCCCGCCACGCUCACCGUCACCCUCGCCGCGCUGGCCGGGAUCCCGGGCGCCAGGACCCCGGGCGCCGGGACCCCGGGCGCCGGGACCCCGGGCGCCGGGACCCCGGGCGCCAGGACCCCGGGCGCGCGCACGCCGCUGGCGCCCCGCGCGGCGCCGCUGCAGCCGCUCGCCAACACGAGGCUGACCCCUAACGCGAGGGAGCGGUCGCCGGCGCUGCCGCCCGGGUAUCUCAGCCCGGCGGCCUCGCCCGAUGAGCUGCUGAUACAACAACGAGGUCGCAAGCGGUUGCCGGUAACCUGGUCUCCCGACAUUGAUCUGAAGCGCCAAUCCUUCCACUCAACAGUCCGGACGCCACCCAAAGUCCUCCCCGGCCGUCUCUCCCCGCCCAAACCCGGCGUCACUCUCCGCUCGACGCCAAGAAAACGCCUCAUCCUAGACGACAGAAUCCCGCUCACGCCAGAAAAAAUAGAUUUCAGCGACAUCAGCACCCCUCAGAAAUUCAAAAUCACCAGCCCUGUUAAAGGCACACCGCCUAUCAAGCGUCCUCGUAUAGAGAGGACUCUUGAAGCAGAUUUUAAGAGCCCGAUUGAUAUGGCUUUGAAAGGAUUAAGCCCGACUCAACUAAUCAAUGUGAUUAAAACUAUAACUUGCAAGCACCCUGAAAUCGAGAAGGAGAUUCGGAUGGAAAUACCGGUUCCAGAUUUAGCGCCGCUCGAAGAACGCUUAAGCUAUUUGAAGUCGAACAUAUUUAAAAGUUUACCAUCUUCGCGUUUGACAUCCAAAACCGAUUCGCCGGCGUAUUCGAGGGUCGCUACGCAUUUAGGCGCGUUCAAGAAGUGCGUUAUCGAGCAAGGGAAGACUUUAGUGGAGUCUCAGCACUGGAAUAGUGUAAUGGACUACGUUUUUCUGGCUUGGAGCUACGUAAGGGCAACGCCAGUAUGGGACCACCAGCCGCAUAACGCGGGUAGAAAGCAGUGUUUCAAAGCGCUGAUCAACUUUUGCAUGAGUGCGUUAAAGAAGGGUACGUUUGAUAGGGAGUUUCUGGUGGAUGUGCAGGAUAAACUGCAGGGAAUGGUUUCUGAUGCUGAGGAAAUACAUUCCUGCCUCAAAUAUGUUCAGGGACAGCUGCAGGAGUUUUAGUCUGAUGAUAUAGGUAUAGGUACUGCAUAGAGGAGUCACGCACACAAUCACACGUCAUGUACCGUCAAUAAACCUA
Messenger RNA from Cydia amplana, 1300 nucleotides. RefSeq lists its product as uncharacterized. Gene Ontology annotation, biological process: nuclear protein quality control by the ubiquitin-proteasome system; proteasome localization. Gene Ontology annotation, cellular component: nuclear membrane; nucleus. The coding region runs from base 1 to 1224 and encodes 407 amino acids. The record is from RefSeq and is a predicted model, not a curated record. The transcript has 2 exons. Gene Ontology annotation, molecular function: proteasome binding. Lineage: Eukaryota; Metazoa; Arthropoda; Insecta; Lepidoptera; Tortricidae.